Messenger RNA from Sitophilus oryzae (rice weevil), 383 nucleotides. Its product is annotated as chorion peroxidase-like. Lineage: Eukaryota; Metazoa; Arthropoda; Insecta; Coleoptera; Curculionidae. The transcript has 3 exons. Gene Ontology annotation, biological process: response to oxidative stress. The record is from RefSeq and is a predicted model, not a curated record. Gene Ontology annotation, molecular function: heme binding; peroxidase activity. The annotation marks the transcript as partial.
ACCAGGAUGGAAUAUGGUCGCCCAGAGUCUCAGUUGUAGACGAAGAGCCUCUUCCAAGUCCCAGAUUAAUAAGUACCACCAUAAUAUCAGAUAUAGAUUCUCCAAACCACGACUAUACCUUACUAGUGAUGCAGUUUGGCCAGUUCAUAUCUCACGAUUUUACACAGUCAAUGGAUAUGUCUUAUGCUAAUGGAAGUGCCAUAUCCUGUUGUGACUUGGAAGGAACAUCAAUAUUACCGCCUGAAUCUACCCAUUACGCUUGUAUGCCGAUUCCUUUGCCUCAUGAGGACCAAUUCUAUGGUACAUUCAAACAGAAAUGUAUGAAUUUUGUUAGGUCUGCCUUAGCUCCAAGCCACGAUUGUACUUUGGGAUAUUCAGAACAG